Malassezia restricta is the source of this 3618-nucleotide messenger RNA. Its product is annotated as GPI inositol-deacylase. NCBI's taxonomy places the organism in Eukaryota, Fungi, Basidiomycota, Malasseziomycetes, Malasseziales, Malasseziaceae. Gene Ontology annotation, molecular function: phosphatidylinositol deacylase activity. The record is from RefSeq and is a predicted model, not a curated record. The transcript has a single exon. Gene Ontology annotation, cellular component: endoplasmic reticulum. Gene Ontology annotation, biological process: endoplasmic reticulum to Golgi vesicle-mediated transport; GPI anchor metabolic process. Bases 1 to 3618 code for a protein of 1205 amino acids.
AUGAAUGGGGCGCCGAGCCGGGCUGUGGGCUUACUGCGGCCCGCGCUAUUCAUGGCGGUAUUGACUGGAUGUAUAUGCGUGUGUCUUCUUUCGUUUGCCUUUCUUCCGCACAUGCUGCACAUGCGCAUGGAAUGCCGCAUGUCGCGCAUGUAUCCGGCGUAUGAGGACCACAGCGAGCAGCUCCGCGAUUACACGCGCUCAUCAUCCCCCGUGAUGAAAAAGUAUUCUCUGCGAGAGUAUCGAGAAAUGAAUGCGUAUAUGCUGAAUCCAUUGUAUGAUCGUCCUCUUUCUCCUAUACCCGUCCUUUUUAUUCCUGGCAACGCGGGGAGUUUCGCACAGGUGCGCAGUAUGGCAUCAAGUGCGUUUUAUCAGUACUGGAAUAGAUGGUUCGAAGUACCAAGUGAUGAUAUGCAGGAUGUGCCUGGACCCACGGCCUGGUUCUCUAUUGAUUUUAACGAGGACUUUUCGGCUUUUCACGGCAAGACGCUUGAGGACCAAGCGUACUAUGUGAAUGAGGUGGUACGGUAUCUUCGUGCCAUGUAUUCCAGACAAGGCAAUAUGAGUGUCGGAAUCGUGGGCCAUAGUAUGGGCGGCAUCGUGGCACGCCUUGCCUUGACGCUCCCUAACGCCGAGCCGUCCAGUAUCGAUACGAUCGUGACACUUUCUACGCCCCAUGCAUUCCCACCCGUCCCGUUCGAGCGUUCCAUGGAGCAAGUGUAUACGCGAAUUAAUGCUUACAAGAACGAUACCAUGCCACUGAUCGUCUCGAUUGCUGGAGGCAUACUUGACACGCAACUUUCCUCAGACGCAUCAUCUCUCUCUCUCUUCGAAGAUGGAAAGGCUCCUGAACGGUCUUUGUCUACAUUCACAACCGCUUUAGCAUCAUUAUGGAGCUCCGUGGACCACCUAGCGAUUGUCUGGUGUGACCAGCUACGAGCUCGUAUUGCACGUUCCUUUUUGCGCGAUUAUGCGUACUUUGGCAGUGACUUUGCGCACCGCACGCGACACAGCAUCCGCGAUCAACGCCGCGAAUUUUGGCGCUUUAUGCUGGGAUUGUCGGACGACGCUGCGAGCCCCAGGACUCAGCACCUCGCGCUGGAUACCUCGAGUAGCGGACCUGCGGCCAAGGUAGCCACAACGACACGAUUUUUGGCCUCCGAUUCUCACUACUUGAAACCCCUCGUGUUUAUGGAUACGUCAGACAUCCAAGUUGAUAUACUGGAUGUCGCGAUCCCACCAGGCCCACGCCAAAAGUACGACGGCAAUAUCACGGACGCCGACGAAGCGCUGGCGUUUGAACUCAUAACGAAUUUGUCGCUUGGCCAAAUGAACGACCUAAGCUCGAAUUCACCGGGUGGCGCUGAAAUUGUUGUGCUUCUGUGCACCCACGCGGUGGCCACUCCUUUGGAAAGGUGCCAUCCGGCCCUGAUGAACGGCGCCCAACCGCUGCCCUUUUCGCCGGUGCCCGAGACCACCGUCAACACAGCGUUCCCCAAUGCCAAGAUUCAGUACGAUGCACCGAGUGCAACGCUCAUGCGCAUGCAUUUCCCGGCUGCCUUUCUGCAGAAACACGAGAUUAGCGCGGUGCGCGUGGAGUACAUCAAACAGGCCAACAGCUUACCCUCUCGCGAAGGUGUUCCCACUAUCCUGUCCUACGGCUGGACGGAAGACAAGCCAUUGAACUUACAUGGUGCCCCAGGCUGGCUGCGUUCGCGCACAUGGGCCUUGCCUGGCAUCAAUGUCACGUCUCUGAUCAGCUCAUUCGUCGAGCAUGGCCCGCUCUGGGAAUGGAACUUUCCUGACAUGGAUUCCUCCCUGCUCGCGUACACGGUGACCCUUGUCCCUGCGCCGUGUGCUCACCGCCUAGAUCCCCCGCCACCUCGUAUGGCGCCCAUGGUGCGCUUCCUCAGUGCCUCGACGGGCGAUGCCCGUAUAUUCCCUUCGCUGCAUACCCGCGCACGCAACGAUUUGCGUGUGGCAUUACACGGCACUGCACCCUUUAUGCGAGAGCCAACGCAUCGCGGCACGCGCAUGCAGCUGUGGUUACUGGACGACUACCGCCAUACGUCGUAUAACGGCACUUUUGACGUGAACUGCCCGUUGCCCUACACGCAUGUCCGUGCCUCUGUGCACUGGCGUGCGAGUAUGGCUCUUUUCGUGCUGCGAUACCGAAUGGCCCUGCUAACGUGGCCCCUGGGUAUCUUGGCUCUGGCACGUGCACUACAGCCCACUGCGCCGCCUCUGGAUGCCUUGCUUUUCCUCAUGCGUGGUCGUGGUCUGCUCAUGCUGAUACUGGGUCCACUGGCUCUGCAUGUCUGUGUAUUCUUCGGUGCCUCACUUGGUGCACCGCGACACACCCUCGGCAUUGGUAUCACGUCAAUGUCGUUUUGGUGGCUCGGUCCUAUGCUCUCGGUGCUCGCAACGAGUCUUGCACUGCUCGUGUACCUCGUCACAGAGGCCGCGAUGCACGUCUUGUACUUGGCUGUACGCCGCUUUGUGCCACGUCUUCUUCCAUCCAACUCCACGCUUGUACCUUCUUGGCCGACGCGUGACGCGUGGAUCACUUGGCUGCGACAGCGCUCAACGUGGGGCACAGGCCUCGCGCUGCUGGGCCUCUUUGUCACGCUGCCCUACCAGGUGCUCAUUUUACUUUGUGUCAUGUUACAUAUCGGAACUACGUGCCGUUCUUACAUGGUGUACCGCGAAUCGGGCGCAUUACAGUUCAGCGAGCAUGCCUGGCUCAUGCAAUUCUUGCUGUGGCUCGUGCCCUUGCAAGCGCCUAUGCUCGUCGUGUGGGUCCGCAACGUGCAUGCCGGCAUCGUCAUGGGUCUCGCCCGCAUUGAGAGCAACGUGUUGAUUGUCGCACCUCUUUUGUGGCUCAUCUACCUCGAAUGGCUCCCCUCCGUCUGGCACAGGCCAUCCACAUUUUACUUUACACAGGCUCAUUACGCUGUGUACGGCAGCAUGGCACUCUGCACGCUGAUAUAUGGCAUCCGCUACAGCUAUGCCAUUCUUGAUGCUUUCCUUGUCACUGUGGUGUUCGAGCUUGUCAACCGCAUCGUGCCCCUGUACCAGGCGCGUCCACCGCCUGAAACGAUCAGCAUGCGCGACGUGUCCAUGCUCGCGGUGCCGCCUUCGAUCACGGACUCUCUGUGGGAAGAAUACCUUGCCACGCUAGAGGCGUACCUGCACGUCCAUGCUCAGGUCGAGAACACCCUCAAAGAUGGCUUUUUCCAGCUCACUCGCGCCAAAAUGACCAUGAGCGGUACGUUUGGGCAGCGCACCGGUCGCGAUGUAUAUAACGAACACAUGUCGGCGCAAGUGCGGUUCGCUCAAGAAGACACGGAUACAGCUCCUGCAUCCUCCUCUUCCGGUCUGCGACGUCGCCACGGCCAGGAGAGUAUACCUGUUUCAUCGGGCGCCUCUCAUGAUUCGGACCCCGUGGCCCAGUUUAGCGGCCUGCCACCACCAGCUCUUCGAGCUGCUCAGCGCUCAUUCCAGCGUGCGGUCACGUUGCUUGUGGAUACAAAUACAUCACAGGCCGCCAUACACACUGUCUACCACCUCAAAAAGAAACUCGAGGCCCUUGAGAAUGAUAUCCUACAGCGCCGUAGUUGA